Molecule: messenger RNA, 1824 nt
Organism: Aspergillus piperis CBS 112811
Lineage: Eukaryota; Fungi; Ascomycota; Eurotiomycetes; Eurotiales; Aspergillaceae
Product: FAD binding domain protein
Exons: 6
Coding region: 1-1824 (607 amino acids)
Molecular function (GO): FAD binding
Source: RefSeq, a predicted model, not a curated record
AUGGCACCCUACUCCUCUCCCUCCACGACAGACCUCCUGAUCAUAGGCGCCGGCCCAGCCGGCCUCAUGGCGGCCUGCUGGGCCUCACAAUACACGAACAUGACAACGCGAAUCAUCGACAAGUACCCCAGCCGAACAGCGACCGGGCACGCAGACGGGAUACAGAGCCGAACACUCGAAAUCCUCGAGAGUUUCGGGGUAGUUGAUCCGAUAAUACGGAAAGGUGUGCAACAUGCGGAGAUGUGUUUCUGGGGCUAUGAUAAGCAUACGAGCGGGAUAACGAGGCACAAGAUGGACUCGGCUCAAACGGAUAAGUCGAGAUACAAUAUGGUGUUGCUUAAUCAGGGGAUCAUUGAGCAGAUUAUUCUGGAUUAUUUGGGGUUAGAGCAGGAGGGGAGGGUGGAGGUGGAGUAUGGGAAACAAGCGGAGACGUUGGAGCUGCUAGAGGAAGGGGAGGAUGAGUAUCCGGUUGUUGUUGGGGUGAAGAGGGUUGGCCAGAAUGGGGGUAAUGGGCAUUGCAGUGAUGUUGAGACCAUUCGCGCGCGGUAUGUUAUCGGGUGCGACGGUGCGAGGAGCUGGACCAGAGAGCAGUUGCAGGUACCGAUGCGGGUGUGUUCUGGAGAUACCACUUGGGGCGUUGUGGAUAUCGCCCCGAUCACUGAUUUCCCGGACAUUCGUCAGUCCUGUGCUAUACAUGCCGGGGACCGUGGCAGCAUCAUGACCGCACCUAGGGAGAAUCGGCUGGUUCGCUUUUACAUCUAUCCCAAAGGCGAUGGGAGGCUGAGUGUGGAGGGCAAAGACCGAUCGGAAGUAUCACUUGAUGAGAUUGUGGGAGCCAUGGCGAAAGUCAUGAAGCCCUACUCUUUGACCUAUAAGCACUGCGACUGGUGGUCUAUCUACAAGAUAGGACAACGUUUAGUGGAAACGUAUAGGCCACAUGACAGGAUCUUCCUGGCCGGCGACGCAGCGCAUACGCACUCACCGAAAGGAGGUCAGGGUCUGAACGUGUCGAUGCAGGAUACAUACAACCUAACAUGGAAGCUAUGCUCCGUUAUCACAGGGGAGGCUUCUCCGAGUAUACUCGAUACAUACGAAUUGGAAAGACGACCAGUUGGCGAAGAGCUGCUCAAGCUGGAUACCGAGUUAGUUAAAGCGUACGAACAAGACACGAGCGUCACCGAAGGUGUCGAGCGCGUCCGUGGCCAAUACAUCGACUUCAUGACGGGAACGGGGGUGACAUAUGGCUCGAAUGGUUUGAUCACCGGAAAGAAGGCGGAUACAUCGGUCGCGAAGAAUAUCAAGAUCGGUAUGCGCCUGUCAUCGUAUCCAGUCGUGGGCCAGGCCGACGGGAUCAGCAUGCAGCUGGUUAGCAGGUUGACCAGUAAUGGAGCAUGGAGGCUGCUCGUAUUCCCAGGCGACUUGCGUGAACCUAGCAACCAGAGUCGGCUGGCCAAUUUUGCGAACCAAUUCAACGAGCAACCUCAUCUGCUAUGCCUGCACAAAGACCUGAAAUUGAACCGGUAUUGUCCCCUUCUCGAGACGAUUGUGGUACAUUCCAGCCCGAGAACUUCUGUGAACCUUCUGGAUCUACCGGAAAUAUUUCAUCCAUUCGAUGAGACGUGGGGAUGGGAUUACUCGAGGGUGUUUGCGGACGAUGGCUCAUACGGCGAAGCUUGUGGCCAUGCCUAUGCAAGGUACGGCAUACGAGAAGAGACUGGAUGUCUGGUCCUUUGCCGUCCGGAUCAACAUGUUGCUUGGUUAGGGAGCCUAGGAGAUGUGGAAGCAUUGGACCAGUAUUUUGGUCAAUUCGUCGGGAGGAAGUGA